AUGAACAGAUUCAUAUUCUUCUGUGCAUUAUAUUGCUAUGCUCUCGUAGAUACUCAGUCACCUACAGGAAGUGAGUGCCAACAUGGUGAUGGCGUCUCUGUUCUAUCUGGGGAACUGUGUGUUGUCACCAACCAGCGUGGAGACAGCAGUGAUGAGAAACAAGGUUCCUCCUGUGAGAACUGUGAUUUUGAAACUGAUCUGUGCAAAGCUCUUCAUGAAUUGAAUUUACAGUCUGGAUGGAUAAGAAGAAAUGGUCGAUCUGGCAUGGGACCACCAUACUCUGACCACAAUGGGAAUGACAGUGCUUAUUUCCUCUCAUUGUCUUCUGAAAUGCGAUCCUCUUCUGCAACUUUAAGGACCAAUGUUUUCCUUCCAACAGAUGAAGAACACAUUUGCCAGAUUACAUUUCAUUAUUGGAUCAGUCAAAUGAGUGGAACAUUGAUGGUGGGGCUUCAAAAGCACUCUGAAGAUACUAUUACAAACAUCUGGCAAGUUUCAGGAGAACUGCAAAAUCAGUGGAAAGCAAAUACCAUCUCAAUAAAUAGCACUGAAAAAUAUGAGGUCAUCUUUUGGGGGAUGGUGGAGACCCAGAGACAAGAUGAAACUGUUGCCAUUGAUGAUAUUACUUUUAGUGAAGGAUGUUCUCUGGCAUGUGCACCGCAGACUUCCAGUUUUGAGCUUGACAUGUGUGAGUGGCAUUCAGGUCAGCCGGCUAAGCCUGCUAUGUGGACACGACUGCAAGCUGGGCACAAGAUUGCCUCCUGUUCCUUCCUGAAAGACUGGAGCAACAAUACUGAAGGCCAUUUUGAGUACUUAGAAGCUAACAACAAUGCAUCAUAUAAAAGUGGUUAUCUUAACAGCUCCAUGUGUCGUUGCUCCAGCAAGAAUUGCCAUUUUCAGUUUCAUUACUCCAUGGCAGAUAGCAGUGUUCUCAAGGCGGUACUGUUUACUAAUCAGGAGGAACGUAUCUUGUGGGAAACCAACAUCAUGACUAAGAAGGAAUGGGUCAAAGUGGAUAUACAGCUACCAACAGGACUAGGAAAAUUAAAGCUUAUGUUUAAAGGAUCAGUCCAGAGCAGGGCAGGGUUCAUCUGUCUGAAUAGCAUCCAGCUCUUGGACGCUAAACCAUCAGACCCACCAGGUUUCUGCUCCUUGGAGGAAUUCACCUGCACUGACGGGCAGUCCACAGAGCCUGGAUCAGCCUGUGACUCUCACGUAGAUUGUUCUGACGGCAGCGAUGAGGAUCCAGCAACCUGCUCUAAUUACAUUAUAUGUGAUUUUGAGAUUGACCUCUGUGGAUGGAAGCCACUAAGCAUAGGUGAUGCUGACUGGAACAUAAUGAAAGAACAGGCUCCCUUUGACAGAAGGUCAUACAGAGGUCAUACAACUAACAGUGGACAUGGAGCAUUCAUUUACUUCAGUGGAUCGCAUCAGAUGAACACCAAGAUGGCCGUGUCUCAUCUGGGGAGCCCUUUCUUUGUCAAGCUCUCCCCUGGGCCUUCCUGUUGUCAGAUAAGAUUUUGGUACUGGUUAUCUCAGGAUUCCCAGCUUUCUGUCUUUAAAAGAACUGUACUGGAUGGAAGUUUGGAAAAAUUGUGUGACAUUUCAGGAUUGCCUAAGAUGCAGUGGACAAAAGUGAAUAUACCUAUAGAAGGUGCAGCUGAGGACUUACCUUUUCAGAUCAUUUUACGAGCUACAAUUCUAACAACAAAUGCUACUGUUGCUGUUGAUGACAUCAGUAUAACAGAGGAAUGUGGAGUUGUGAAUAAAUCACUUCCAGGUGUCAGCCAAGAAAGUGAAGCUGCUGCAUGUGAUUUUGAAAGAGAGAGCUGCGGUUGGAUUGAAACUGCAAAUGCAGAUGAAUUUGAUUGGGUAAGAAGUUCCAGUAGUGCUCUUGCACCUGCUUUUCAGAAGCAAGCUCCUCCACAUGAUCACACCUACAACAAAUCUGAAGGUCAUUUUAUGUUCAUUCUGAAAAACAGCAGCAGCAUUUCACAAGUAGCUCAGCUACGAAGCCCGAAGUUCAGACAAACUGGAUCAAAUUGCACAUUGUCCUUUUGGUAUUACAAUUACGGCCAGUCGGUUGGGGCAGCAGAGAUGCAGUUGCUUGUGGACGGGCUGAAGCAGCCUACUGUCCUUUGGAGGGCAUAUUACAACGAGGGAAAUCAAUGGCUGAAAGCAGUCAUUCAGCUUGGACGCCUUCUACAUCCUUUCCAAUUAUCACUUGAUAAAAUCAGUCUGGGUUUUUAUGACGGCGUCUCAGCAAUUGAUGAUAUUAUAUUUGAAAAUUGUGCUCUUCCACCUCCAGCAUUAAGUUGUGAAGGUCCUAAUCAUUUCUGGUGCAGAGACACAAAAGUGUGUAUUGACAGUUUAUUGGUCUGUGAUCUUGUGGAUAACUGUGGGGAUGGAUCGGAUGAAGAUAACUGUAACCCUGACCUGAAGUGUAACUUUGAAGAUGGGUUGUGCAAUUGGGAGCAGGACGUUGAAGAUGACUUUGACUGGAUCAGAAUACAGGGUCCAACCCCCACAGUUAAUACAGGCCCGUUAAAGGAUCACACGACAGGCACAGCUGGGGGCCACUACCUCUACAUGGAAUCCUCCGAGCCACGCCAAUUCCAAGAUAAAGCAGUUUUGCUUAGUCCUCUCUUCAACCCUUCCGGCAACGGAACCUGCAUUUUCCGCUUUCAUUAUCAUAUGUUUGGAAAGCAAGUUUACAAGCUGUCAGUCUUCCAGAGAACUGUGAGUAAUAGCAAGGGACAGCUGUUGUGGUACAAGUUUGGAAAUCAAGGAAACAGAUGGAUCAGACAGACACUCUACAUCAGCACCUCUAAGCCAUUUCAGAUCUUGGUGAAAGGUACUGUAGGAGAUGGUUUCACUGGAGACAUUGGACUUGAUGACAUGUCUUUUCUAGGCUGUACUCUUUAUAAUGGAAACUUACCAACAAUCUCUACAACUACUUCAGGAACUUCAGUUCCUGCCACACUCCCCAUGAACAACUGCACAGAGAAGGAGUUUGUCUGUAGAGACUCUGGUCAUUGCAUCCAGAUGAUCCAGAAGUGUGAUUUUAGACCUGACUGCUCUGACAAGUCUGAUGAAUCAGCUUGUGUUAUGGAAGUCUGCAACUUUGAAGAUAAAAACCAGUGUGGAUGGUAUCAACCAGCCUUGGAAAAGAUGUCAGGAAAUGAUUCCAUCCAUACCAUGAACAUAUUCAGGUGGGAACUUGGAAGAGGGGCAAAUCUCUACCCUGGGGAAGAAAAACACUGCCCAUUAAUUGAUCAUACUACGUGUACUGGAGAAGGCUGGUAUCUGUUUGCAGACAGCUCGAAUGGAGAAUUUGGUCACACAGUUGACAUUGUUACCCCAGUCAUCUCCCUUACGGGGCCCAAAUGCAAAAUCAUAUUCUGGAACCACAUGAAUGGAUCAACAAUAGGUUCUCUGGAGGUACUCUGUAAAACCAGCAACAGGACUUCUAAACUGUGGACUCAAAGUGGCAGCCAAGGUCCCCAGUGGAACAGAGCAGAAGUGUUCUUAGGAAUUCGUUCAAAUUUCCAGGUUGUUUUCAGGGCAAAACGUGGUGUCAGUUACAUGGGAGACGUGGCAGUGGAUGAUAUUACCUUUGAAGAUUGUUCCCCUUUGCUCAUCCCAGGCAGACCUUGCACACCAGAGGAAUUCACAUGUGCCAACAAGUACUGCAUCCCAAAGGAUAGUCUGUGUGAUUUUGUAAAUGACUGUGCAGAUAACUCAGAUGAGAGCCCUACUAUUUGCAGUACAUCUAUUGGGCAUUGCAAUUUUGAAUUUGAUCUUUGUGGAUGGAAGCAAGAUGAAAAUGAUGAUUUUGACUGGAACCUCAGAACUAGCAGUACUACAAAAAUGGGCACUGGACCAGCUAUUGAUCAUACAUUGCAAGAGCCAUCUGGUCAUUAUAUUUUUAUAAAGAGUUCAUUUCUUCAGCUGCCAGGACAGAAAGCUAGAAUUUCUAGUCCUGUCCUAAGCAGAAGGAAUAAAAACUGCAAGGUAUUUUUCUAUUACCAUAUGUAUGGAGCUCACAUUGGAUCAUUGAUUGUCUACCAGAGGACUAUGGCAAAUCAUGAAAAAAUUCUACUUAAUCUUACUGGAAACCAGGGAAAUUUCUGGCAGCGCAAGGUACUGAUCCUGGCUGGAGGUGGAGAUGAAGAUUUCCAAGUUGUCUUUGAAGGGAUAGCUGGAAAAGGUCCCAAAGAUGGCAUAGCACUUGAUGACCUCACAUUUUCCAGGGAGUGCUUACCAUCCCAGGAGUUUUUACCAGCAGAACCCACAACACUGCCUCCAACAG
Pelecanus crispus (Dalmatian pelican) is the source of this 4312-nucleotide messenger RNA. The record is from RefSeq and is a predicted model, not a curated record. Lineage: Eukaryota; Metazoa; Chordata; Aves; Pelecaniformes; Pelecanidae.